UCCGCCCUCUGAGGACACAGCCUGCGUGCGUGCCUCCUGAACGCGAGAGAUUACCGCGGGGCUCGAAGCAUGGCUGAAAGCGGCCGGACGCCUCAGGCCCGGGCGCUCUUGCAGCAGUGCCUGCACGCCCGGCUGCAAGUGCGCCCUGCCGAGGGGGACUCCGAGGCCCAGUGGGUGGAGGUCCAGAAAGGAUUGGUGAUCUAUGUGUGCUUUUUCAAGGGAGCUGAUAAGGAACUUCUUCCCAAAAUGGUUAAUACACUGUUAAAUGUGAAAUUAAGUGAAACAGAAAAUGGCAAGCACGUCUCUGUAUUGGAUCUACCUGGCAACAUUCUGAUUAUCCCUCAAGCCACCCUUGGGGGCAGAGUAAAAGGAAGAAACAUGCAGUAUCACUCUAACUCUGGAAAAGAAGAAGGGUUAGAACUUUAUUCCCAAUUUGUGACUCUAUGUGAAAAAGAAUUAGCUGCUAACAGCAAGUGUGCGGAAGCUGGAGUUGUGGUGGAACAUGGCACUUAUGGGAACAGGCAAGUGUUAAAGCUGGAUACCAAUGGACCAUUCACACACCUGAUUGAGUUUUGAAAAAUUAAGUUGCUUUCUACAACUGUUCCUGGUAUAAAAUGACCUGGACUAUCUUAGAUCCCCCCACCCUCACCCCCCGCUGCCACCCCUUCUUCGUGAAUAAACUGAUCUGCAGCAUUUUUAGACAAGAAAUCUUGGGUCCCAUUCAUAACUCUGCAGCCUGCUAAUUGAAUGAUCUUGCUUUGCUAGUCACGUAAAGUCUGGACCUCAGUCAUUAAUCAUUCUGCUUUUCCCUACACUUUGACUUGAAAUUUUGAGAAAUGCUUUCUAUUUACUUCAUGGUCAUUGUGGAAAUGUUUUUAGAGAACUGUAUUUUAAGUAUUUUGCAAUGAAGAGUUUUGGGCAAUCAAGAAAAAUACAUUUCAAAAAGAAGAAUAUAUUUCUUGUACCCUUAAAUUUAUGUAGUGUGUAAGAAAAAUAACAAAAUUGGGGAAAUCUAGCACAAACCAAUUGUAGUUUUGUUUUUACUAUUCAGUUUUCUAUAUUUUGAAUGAAAGACUGAAAUUUAUUAUUCCUUUUAAUAUCUAUGAAAAUGUAAUAUGGAAAUGUUACUGUGUACUAUAUUACUUUCCAAGCAUAUCCAAAUAUUUUAAAAUUAUUUUAAGAAUGUUUAGUUGACAUGGAACAGCUAUGAGGUAGUAAAAGUUGUUUUUAUUUAAUAUACCAAUGGGUUAGUAUUCUAUUUCUCAGUUUUUUACCAAAACAAUGUAUGUCUCAUAUUUUGUCUUCCCUUUUUUUCCCACUCCAACCAACUGAGCCACUCAGCCAGGGCUGUCCUUUGCUUUUAAAAGUUACUGCUUCAAGAAACUAGUGUUAGUGUAUAUGGUAAUGUUUUUAGGAAGUUCCUUUGUUGUUGAGUUAGAUAGGGAAGAAAAAGCGAAGCCUUUCUACUGCAAUUAUUUGCAAACAAGGUCACUUGUUCAUUUUCAUAUUAUCUACUUAAUGAUUUGAAGGCAGCUUAAUUUUUUCUGUUAGUGAACUUGCCUGUUGCCCACCCCCCACCUCAAAAUUUAUAUGUUGAAGUCACCGACAGGAUGGUAUUUAGAGAUGGGGCCCUUUGAAAGUAAUUACGGUUAAUGAGGUCAUGGGAGUGGCGUCUUCAUAAUGGGAUUAGCAUCCUCAUAAGAAGAAACACCAGGAGCUUGCUCACUGUCUCCCUCCGGGUGAGGAUACAGUGAGGAGGGGCCACUUACCAGCCAGGAAAAGAACCCUGACCAGAAACUAACCUGCUGCCACCUUGAUCUCAAACGUCUAACCACCAGGACUCUGAGAACAUAAAUUUCUGUUUAAGCCACCUAGUUUAUAGUAUUUUGUUACGACAGCCCAAGCUGAGAUAGUGACAAAAGAUAGCUAGUCGAGUGAACUUUUUUCAAAGGUAGGAGAGGAAGAUGUGUAAAAAAAAAAUGAAAUAAUAAAUGAAUCAAUAAAAUGUUAAAGUCAUUUUUUUGCAAACCCCUCUGACAUAAUUUAAAAAGAUAUUUUGCUGCCCUGUCUGGGUAUCUCAUUUGGUUGGAGUGUCAUCCCAAUAUGCCAAGGUUGCAAGUUCAGUCCCUGGUCAGGGCACAUACAGGUGAGUGGAUGGAUAGGUGGAGUAACAGGUCAGUAUUUCUCUCUCUUUCUCUAAAGUCAAUAAAUAAAAAUUAAAAAAAUAAAAAUAAAAAGAUUUUUCUUAUGUGGUUUUAAUUUGCAUCUCUCUGAUGAUUAAUGACAUUGAGCAUUUUUUCAUAGGUCUGUUGGCUACCCGCAUGCCCUCUUUGAAGAAGUGUCUUUUCGGGUCCUUUACCCAGUUCUUAAUUGGGUUUUUUGUCUUGGUGUUGAGUUGCAUAAGGUCUUUAUAUAUUUUGAAAAUUAAACUCUUAUCAGAUAUAUCAUCGGCAAAUAUGUUCUCCCAUUCAGUGGGUUCCCUUUUCAUUUUGUUGAUGGUUUCUUUUGCUGUGUAAAAACUUUUUAGUUUGAUGUAGUCCUGUUUGUUUAUUUUUGCCUUAUUUCACUUGUUCAAGGACAUAUAUCAGCAAAAGUAUUGCUGUGAGAAAGGUCUGAAAUUUUAUUGCUUAAGUUUUCUUCUAGGAUUUUUAUGGUUUCAAAAUUUACAUUUAAGUCUUUAAUCCAAUUUUAGUUUAUUGUGGGAAAUGGUGUAAGUUGGUGGUCUGGUUUCAUUUUUUGGCAUGGUAUCUGUCCAAUUUUCUUAACAUCAUUUGUCAAAAUGACUGUCAUCAAUAAAUCAACAAAUACAGAAUCUAAAGAACUUGUGACACAUGGACAUGAACUAAAGGGGAAUGAGGGGAGUGGGUAUGCAGGGUAGAGGGGAAUGAAGGGGGAAAUGGGACAACUGUAAUGGCAUAAUCAAUAAAACAUUUUUAAAAAAUAAAAAAUAAAUCAACAAACAAGUGCUGGCGAGGAUGUGGAAAAAAGAGAACCCUGGUGUCUUGUUGGUGGGAAUGCAGACUGGUGCAGCCACUGUAGAAAACUAAAUAUAGAGUUUUCUCAAAAAAUUAAAAAUCAGAUGCCUUUUAACUGAGCAAACACGCUUUUGGUGAUACAUCUGAAGAAACCUGAAACACUAAUUUGAAAGAACAUGUGCAUAUGCAUCCCUGUGUUCUUUGCAGCAUUAUUUGCAGUAACCAAGAUCUCAAAGCAGCCUAAGUGCCCAUGAGUAGAUGAGUGGAUAAAAUAGCUGUGGUACAUUUAUACAUUGGAUUACUACAUGGCCAUCAAAAAAAGGAAUGUUGGAAAGAUCUGGAGAUUAUAAUGCUAAGUGAAAUAAUCCUGUCAGAGAAAGAAAUACCAUAUGACCUCACUUAUGUGUGGAAUGUAAUGAACAGAAUAAACCGACAAGCAAAACAGAAACAGAGGCAUGGAUACAUGGAACAGACUGACAGCUGUAGGAGGGGAUAGGCUUGGAUGGAAGAAGGCUGUUGAAGGCCUGGAUGGAAGAAGAGGAAGGGAUUAAACAAAUGAACACAAAGACAACACUGUAGUGAUAGCUAGAGAGA
Artibeus jamaicensis (Jamaican fruit-eating bat) is the source of this 3569-nucleotide messenger RNA. It is a transcript of the gene DTD2, whose product is annotated as D-aminoacyl-tRNA deacylase 2. Lineage: Eukaryota; Metazoa; Chordata; Mammalia; Chiroptera; Phyllostomidae. Bases 70 to 576 code for a protein of 168 amino acids. Gene Ontology annotation, biological process: tRNA metabolic process. The transcript is spliced from 3 exons. Gene Ontology annotation, molecular function: D-tyrosyl-tRNA(Tyr) deacylase activity. Gene Ontology annotation, cellular component: cytoplasm. The record is from RefSeq and is a predicted model, not a curated record.